Gymnodraco acuticeps is the source of this 2477-nucleotide messenger RNA. It is a transcript of the gene wt1b, whose product is annotated as WT1 transcription factor b. Gene Ontology annotation, biological process: regulation of transcription by RNA polymerase II. Gene Ontology annotation, cellular component: nucleus. The record is from RefSeq and is a predicted model, not a curated record. Lineage: Eukaryota; Metazoa; Chordata; Actinopteri; Perciformes; Bathydraconidae. Gene Ontology annotation, molecular function: RNA polymerase II cis-regulatory region sequence-specific DNA binding; DNA-binding transcription factor activity, RNA polymerase II-specific.
AUCUCAAUGGGAUUUUACCUGGAUAAAUAAAGGUUUUGAAUUGAAUUGAAUUGACAGUCAUUCUGAGAAAUGUAUCAAAUACUCUCCUUCUUGCAGACACUUAUUCAUACACACUAACAUAAACAUUUAAUAUGAGCAACACUUGAACUUGAACAAAGACGGAACAGCAACACUCGCUCAUGCAAAUGGGAUGUUAGUCAGAGUCUACUCAGAAGUGCAGUCGCCGGGGGUAAGGCAAGGGAGUCAUCUUCUCCUCAGCCUCCCUCGCUCCUCCCCCUGUCCAAUGGGUUCUGCAGUAUUAGAGCCUUCAGGAGAGUAAGGAAAGUCAGACAUUAUAGAGACAGAGGGACAAGGACUGCUGCCCUCUCAGACUCCCACUCCUAAUACAGGGUGCUUGAAAUUUGGUGUCCACAUUUAGGUCAUUAAUUCAUUUAUGUUUCAGUUCAUGACUUGUGUGAGGAAAGAUGGCUGCUAUAGUGCGUUGUGACCACUGAUGUUUGUUUUUGCGGAAUAGUUUGCUCCCUGCUUCUUUAGGUUGUUGUUUUUUUGUUUUUGUUAAACUUUUUUAGGAGACUUUGUAACUGUGAGACUCCCAGCUUGUGGAAUACCAGCCCUUCUUUCUUUGGACUGUCUCAACCUGCUUUCUACAAUGCUGACCGACCCGUGUGGAGCCAUGUCGAUGGGGUCAGAUGUUCGGGAUCUGACCCUCCUACCUCCAGUGCCUCCUGGGUCAUCCUUACCGGGCGCUGGUGGCGGCUGUGGGAUGUCUGUUGGGGGUGGUCAGUGGACCCAGCUGCUGGACCUCCACCCUGGCUCUCCCUACAGCUCCCUGCCCUCCCACCACUCCCUCAUCAAGCAGGAACCAGGUUGGGGGACCGCUGAUCCGAUAGAGGACCCUCACUGUGGACUUGGGGCCUUCACAUUGCACUUCUCAGGCCAGUUUACAGGCUCGGGCCCCUGUCGAGUUGGGGCCUUCGGAGAGCCAACUGGAGGUCAAGCGAGGAUGUUUCCUAAUGGUACCUACCUGCCCGGCUGCAUGGACAGUCCUCCUACACACAGGAACCAGGGUUAUGGCGCAGUGGGUUUAGACAGCAACCCCAGUUAUGGUCACACUCCCUCUCAUCACAGCCCUCAGCUCUCCAGCCUGUCCUUCAAACAUGAGGACACUCUGUCACCGCAAAACAACAUAGUUGACCAGCAGUACCCAGCUCCUCCUCCCAUGUUUGGCUGCCACAAUCCUUCAGAAUCGUGUCCGAGCAGCCAAGCUCUGCUGCUGAGAAACUACAGCAGUGAUAACCUGUACCAAAUGGCAUCUCAGCUGGAUUGUGUAACCUGGAACCAAAUGAACAACCUGGCAACUUCGAUGAAAAGUGCCCAUGCACCCAGCUAUGACAGUGACCCCACAGCCCCACCCCCACCCAUGCUCAUGAGUGCCCAGUAUCACAUACACACACAUGGUGUCUUCAGAGGACUUCAGGAUGUUCGGCGCGUAGCUGGCAUUGCUCCUCCCACUGUGAGGUCAUCUGAAGCCAGUGAAAAGCGUCCAUUUGUUUGUGCUUAUCCUGGCUGCAGCAAGAGAUACUUCAAACUGUCACAUCUGCAGAUGCACGGCCGCAAACACACAGGAGAGAAGCCUUACCAGUGUGACUUCACAGACUGCGGCCGCAGAUUCUCUCGCUCAGACCAGUUGAAGAGGCACCAGCGCAGACACACAGGAGUGAAGCCCUUUCAGUGCGAGACGUGUCAGAGAAAGUUUUCACGGUCAGAUCAUCUUAAGACGCACACUCGGACUCAUACAGGUGAGAAGCCAUUUACCUGCCGCUGGUCCAGCUGCGAGAAGAAGUUUGCCCGUUCUGAUGAGCUGGUGCGCCACCACAGCAUGCACCAGAGGAACCUGACCAAGCUGCAGCCUGCCAUCUGAGCAGCGAGAGGAGGAGGAGGAUGAGGAGGAUGAGGAAGCUGACAAUAUGUUGUGCCAGGCAGCCAGUGGUGAAAGCCGCAGGAGCCUGGUCAGCAUGGUGCCUUGCCAGAAUGUGGUGAGCCCAGCUGAUGCCUCCCUCUGCCAGCCGACAUAAAGAGACUCGUAAUCCUCGAGAACUUCAGGAUGCACCUCAACUAGCACUCGUUCGGGUUAUUUGACACAAAAACUCAGACUGAGAGGGUACAACCACAGUUAUUCUGAGCCAAGAAGAAUAUUUUUUUUAUGAGAUGAGGAAAAUGUUGAUACACUAUUUUAGUAAACUUGCACUGGCUUUUUUUUAAUGCAUUUUUUGUAUUGUGUCACCUUGUAAACUGAAUUACGAAAUGGGCAAUGUGUCCAUUCAUUUGAGAUUUUUUGCUUUGAGUAAUGUGAACAUCUUGAUAUUCUUACAGUUUAAUUUCUCACAAAAUUGCUCUAUGUGGUGUAUUUGCUUACUUUUAUAGGCAUUCCUUUUUGUAAUUUCUAUGUUUUCAAGUUUAUAAAACUUUGAUUCACA